Molecule: messenger RNA, 763 nt
Organism: Mollisia scopiformis
Lineage: Eukaryota; Fungi; Ascomycota; Leotiomycetes; Helotiales; Mollisiaceae
Product: proteasome subunit beta type-3
Exons: 4
Coding region: 143-760 (205 amino acids)
Biological process (GO): proteasome-mediated ubiquitin-dependent protein catabolic process
Cellular component (GO): proteasome core complex; proteasome core complex, beta-subunit complex
Source: RefSeq, a predicted model, not a curated record
CCUGCAGGAACUCUAUUUCGAAAUACAGGCCAGCCUCACUUUCUCCACAUCACCAUCCGCGAAGCUCUCUGCAACCCCGAAUAGACUUCUUUAAGCUCUAUCCACCUCUCAAGAUACCCUCAAUCGCAAUAACUCCGUCAAAAUGAGCUCCCCAUUCUCAAUCAAUGGUGGCGCCUGCGUAGCAAUGGUAGGCAAAGACUGCGUCGCCAUAGCCUGCGAUCUCCGCCUCGGCCUCCAAUCCCUAACCGUCUCCAACAACUUCCCCAAAAUCUUCUCCUACGGCGACGUCUACCUAGGUCUCACCGGCCUCGCCACCGACGUGUCGACGGUCAGCGAUCUCUUCCGCUACAAAGUCAACAUGUACCGUCUCCGCGAAGAGCGAAACAUCUCUCCUUCCACAAUGGCGAACUUGGUUAGCAGUUCCCUGUACGAGAAGAGAUUCGGUCCCUAUUUCGUGUCGCCGGUCGUUGCGGGCAUUGAUCAGAAGACGGGCAAGCCGUUUAUUUGCGGGUUUGAUAGUAUUGGGUGUAUUGAUUUUGCGAAGGACUUUAUUGUCAGUGGGACGGCGAGUGAUCAGUUGUUUGGUACCUGCGAGGGGCUUUGGGAGCCGGAUCUUGCACCAGAGGAUCUGUUCGAGACUAUCUCGCAAGCUUUACUGAAUGCUGUGGACAGAGAUGCGUUGUCGGGUUGGGGUGCACACGUCUACAUUAUCGAGAAGGACAAGGUCACUAAGCGAUUAUUGAAGGGCAGACAGGAUUAGAGG